AUGGCUCCUCGCGCUCGACCUGCUCAUACAGAAGUCUUUCACCCCAACUUUGAUCCAGGCGUGACAGGUUGUCGAACCGGUAUUGUACCCCCCAAAGACGUCCGAAGAGGUUCAGAUGGAUUUGAGAGAUUUUCAGAUUACGACCCAUCACCCCAAAAGUUCUCACCACUUAAGCAAUCACCUCUCAAACAAGCGAAACGAAUUAGAACUCAAAGACCUGACAAAUUUCAUGAAAUAGGAGAAAGAGGAAGGAAGACAGGCGUCAGUCCACCAGCAAAUGCACCACGUGGAUCAAAUGGGUUUGAAGAUUUUGGUGCAUAUCUUGCUAAAGCUACGGAACUAACAAACAAGGAUAUCGAACGUGAAAGAAAAAAGAAUGCGAUCAUCUCACGUAAUGCGAGAAAGAUGUCAGUGGCUACAUUUGUUGAUGAUGGAGAAGAUGACUCUGAGCUAUAUCGAGAAGAAAGUAUGAGUAUCAUCAAUUCAGAUGUAGAGUCAUCCAGACCUCCUCACGCUUAUCACCGCGCCGAGUCAGCCCAACGUGGCGCAAAUGGCAGAAAUGGUUCGGUACUUCGAAAAAAUCGCGGUGAAAGUCCAGACUCAGCAAGUAGUCCGGUCCGAACCGCACACGACUCUGAGCUUCUUAAUUUUGAACCAGCACCCGAAGAACCUGUUCAGAGGAAGAAUAAGAGACAAAUCAAUAGUCAAUCCCCUGAUCAAGAUCACCGAAAUGAUAAAGGAAAACAGAAGGCGUUUGAAAAUGGUUACGAUACCGAUGGGAGUGAUGGUGGAGGUGGCGAUGGAUUUGAUUAUGACCAAGGACCUCAAGACGAUGAUCACAAUGAAGAACUGGAGCCAUUGGAAGAUAUCCCUGAAGAAAACGAAGAAGAUGAGGGUUUAGUAAAUGGAGAAACUGCUGAAACACGAGAAGCUGAAGCCGCUCAACCUAAGCGGAAAAAACAGAAUAUACGACCGCCGCCUCCUUCGAACGGUGUUCGCAAGAGUGGCCGGCAACGAUUACCACGAUUAGCACACUGGCGCGGCGAGCGAGUGGUGUACGGUCGCUCUCGUACCCCAGUGGGCAACUUACCAGUUGUUGGAAUGGUAGAUGUGGUCCGCGUUCCAACUGAGCCAGUUGAGCCUUUUGCUAUGGCACGUAACCGACGAGCCGCCUCUAGAAGGAUCAAAUCUGAAAGUGUACCGCCAGGAAGUCAAGGCCAAGCGCUCGGGAAUGGUGGUCCCGAAGUAGAUUCAGAGACUACCUCCUCUGGUGUAGUUUUUAGUCAAACCAAACAAUCUGAAUGUUGGAGAAGGGUCGUAUCUACACGAAGAGAUCAAUCUGCUGGACGUGAAAAAUUAGCGGGAGGAAAUGAUCAAUUCCAAUUUCAAAGAUUGUUUUCUGAAUCCGAUUUUGCUGCAUCUGGAAUCUUAUACAUUCCAAUAGGAAAAGCUAAACCAACUAAAGCAUCAAAAGACAACUGUUAUGAUUUUAUUGUGCUACGUGGUAAUGUGUCAGUAAAAAUCCAUCGGACAAACUUUGUAGUUGGUCCCGAAGGCAUGGUACACGUCCCCCGUGGUAAUCUCUAUUCACUUGAAAAUGUUGGAGAUUGUAUUGCCAAAAUCGCUUUUUCACAAUCUCGUCGAAUUACAGCCGGUAGUGAUCCAGAUGAAGAAUCAGAUGGAGUAGAACAACCACUUGAUGAACGUUCAGAUGGUGAGGAUGAAAUUAAAAAAAUCGCCAAACAACCUGAUAACGAUGAUGAUGAUGAAAAUGAAGGACAACAAACUUCUUCAGGAUAA
Melampsora larici-populina 98AG31 is the source of this 1800-nucleotide messenger RNA. RefSeq lists its product as uncharacterized. Gene Ontology annotation, biological process: attachment of mitotic spindle microtubules to kinetochore; kinetochore assembly; spindle attachment to meiosis I kinetochore. Gene Ontology annotation, cellular component: kinetochore. Bases 1 to 1800 code for a protein of 599 amino acids. Gene Ontology annotation, molecular function: centromeric DNA binding. The record is from RefSeq and is a predicted model, not a curated record. The transcript has 7 exons. NCBI's taxonomy places the organism in Eukaryota, Fungi, Basidiomycota, Pucciniomycetes, Pucciniales, Melampsoraceae.